GUCGACAGUCGACACCGAUUGCUGCUUUGCAGUUUGCGAAAUAGAAUUACAUUUCAGUAUUGUUUUUGAAUAACAUCUGGGAAUGGACCGUAAGAAUAUUGGAGAAGGAAAGGUAGUAUGUGUAACAGGGGCAUCUGGUUUCAUAGCUUCAUGGCUGGUCAAGUUGUUGCUACAACGUGGAUACACUGUCAACGCCACUGUUCGCAAUCUCAAGGAUACAAGUAAAGUGGAUCACUUGCUAGGCCUUGAUGGAGCUAAUGAGAGGCUGCAUCUAUACGAAGCAGAGUUACUUAAAGAGCAAUCGUUUGAUCCUGCCGUUGAUGGUUGUGAAGGUGUCUUUCAUACAGCUUCACCUGUUUUUCUCACAGGGAAAUCUAAGGAGGAACUUGUGGAUCCUGCUGUGAAAGGAACGUUAAAUGUCCUUCGGUCAUGUGCCAAAUCACCAUCUGUCAGAAGAGUGGUGAUAACUUCUUCUACUGCUUCUGUUAUAUGCAAUAAAAAUAUGUCAACCCCUGGAGCUGUGGCUGAUGAAACUUGGUAUUCAGAUCAAGAAUUCUGCGAGGAAAGAAAGGAAUGGUAUCAACUCUCCAAAACCCUGGCUGAGCAGGCUGCUUGGAAAUUUGCAAAAGAGAAUGCGAUUGACUUGGUAACACUCCAUCCAGGUCUAGUCAUUGGUCCACUUCUGCAGCCUACACUCAAUUUCUCUUGCGAGGCUAUAGUGAACUUCAUACAAGAAGGAAAAGAGUCAUGGUCUGGUGGAAUAUAUAGAUAUGUUGAUGUUAGGGAUGUUGCUAAUGCACAUAUUCUAGCCUUUGAGGUUCCUUCAGCAAAUGGAAGAUAUUGUUUAGUUGGGGCAAACGGAUACUCUUCUUUGGUUUUGAAGAUUAUUCAAAAGCUUUACCCUUCCAUCACUCUCCCUGAGAAUUUCAAAGAUGGAUUGCCUCUUACCCCACACUUCCAAGUAUCGAGUGAAAAAGCAAAAAGUUUAGGAAUCAAAUUCACAUGUCUUGAGUUGAGCGUGAAGGAUACUGUUGAAAGCUUGAUGGAAAAGAACUUCCUCCACAUUUAAACAACAUUCAGUUGGUGGAAAUGGAAUACACUGGGCCUAAGCUACAGUCUGCCUGCGCGCCUACACCCUGCAUUUGUGGGUGAAAAAUACACUUAAUAAUUUAUACACAGAUAAUGUAAUCCUUUUUUCUAAAUAAGUAACAAACACUGAAUACAUAGAUAAUGUAAUUCAUUACAGGUUGGUUUUGUACUAGUAAAAGUUAACUAUUUUCAGGUCUUGAUUGACCCUUUAUUUUCCAGCUA
Molecule: messenger RNA, 1311 nt
Organism: Solanum verrucosum
Lineage: Eukaryota; Viridiplantae; Streptophyta; Magnoliopsida; Solanales; Solanaceae
Product: phenylacetaldehyde reductase-like
Exons: 6
Coding region: 83-1069 (328 amino acids)
Molecular function (GO): oxidoreductase activity, acting on the CH-OH group of donors, NAD or NADP as acceptor
Source: RefSeq, a predicted model, not a curated record